AUGUUCUAUGGGUAUUUUACGACAAAACGCUUCGACGCAAAGCACCUGCCGAAAAAAUGGCUGGGAAUCCUCCCCACCGCAGAGAAGCUGAAGAUACAGCGAAUACAGACGCUGACAGUUGGCAAACUGGCCAAAAUGGAGCCACCUAACGUGGAUCCUAUUGCCCGAAUUGCUGUACAGCAACGCUACGAUAUGGACAUGACUUGGGCUAAGGACGCUUUCAUGGACGUCGUCCAACGCACGGAGCCUCUAACAGAGGAAGAGGCCAUAGACAUUGGGACCUUCGCCACCGUCACGCAGUCCCCAAUUCUUUGGGAAAUGCUGUCUACGAACUCUUCAAUAUCCCUACCUGACGUCACAAGCAGCAUGCAUUUUUCGAUCUUUGACAUGGAAGCCAAGCCAAUGCAACUCCCUGCGAUGGGCCGGAUAGCAGGCCUGUUCAAGACGGAUGCCGUCAUUGAAUUGACAACAGAACGCAUGAAAGACACGAUGAUCGACAUCGAACAAGUCAAAGCCAUCGAUCUACAUUAG
Molecule: messenger RNA, 531 nt
Organism: Pleurotus ostreatus (oyster mushroom)
Lineage: Eukaryota; Fungi; Basidiomycota; Agaricomycetes; Agaricales; Pleurotaceae
Exons: 4
Coding region: 1-531 (176 amino acids)
Source: RefSeq, a predicted model, not a curated record